Tetrapisispora phaffii CBS 4417 is the source of this 612-nucleotide messenger RNA. RefSeq names its product ribosome biogenesis protein RRS1 (gene RRS1). The transcript has a single exon. Gene Ontology annotation, molecular function: protein binding. NCBI's taxonomy places the organism in Eukaryota, Fungi, Ascomycota, Saccharomycetes, Saccharomycetales, Saccharomycetaceae. Gene Ontology annotation, biological process: ribosomal large subunit biogenesis; endonucleolytic cleavage in ITS1 to separate SSU-rRNA from 5.8S rRNA and LSU-rRNA from tricistronic rRNA transcript (SSU-rRNA, 5.8S rRNA, LSU-rRNA); ribosomal large subunit export from nucleus. The coding region runs from base 1 to 612 and encodes 203 amino acids. Gene Ontology annotation, cellular component: nucleolus; preribosome, large subunit precursor; nucleus. The record is from RefSeq and is a predicted model, not a curated record.
AUGUCAGUGGAGGAGUAUAGUCAACGUCCAGUUAAAGUUGAAAAGGACAUUCCAGUUACUUACGAUUUAGGUAAUUUAUCAGUGUUUGAUUCUAAUGUUUUAGAUAAGAACGAUUUCGAUUCAUCAAACGGUAAGCGUGAAGAGAACAUAAAGGCUUUAACUCGUGAUAAUGUCCAACUGUUGAUCAACCAAAUUUUGUCUUUACCAAUGAAGACUACCACUGAGGCUACUGGUGGGACUAGUGGUCAAGGUGCUAUGAUGACAUUAAUCAAGUUACCUGAACCAUCCACUGAACUGCCAAGAGAAAAACCAUUGCCUAAACCAAAGGCUCCAACAAGAUGGGAGAAAUUUGCAGCCAGAAAAGGUAUUAGAUCCAAGGAAAGAUCUGGUAAGAUGGUUUAUGACGAAGCUACUGGUAAAUGGGCUCCAAAAUGGGGUUAUCAAGGUAUGAACAAAAAACUGGAUGAUCAAUGGUUAGUAGAGGUUAAUGAAGAUCAUAUUGGAACAGAAAAAGAAUUGAUUGAUCCAAGAUCGUUAAAUAGAGCUGACAGAAAAAACUUAAUUAAAAAAAAUGAAAGACAACAAAAGAAAAAUUUACAGCAUUCUAAAUAA